This is a messenger RNA of Rhagoletis zephyria (snowberry fruit fly), 2006 nucleotides long. Its product is annotated as small conductance calcium-activated potassium channel. Lineage: Eukaryota; Metazoa; Arthropoda; Insecta; Diptera; Tephritidae. The record is from RefSeq and is a predicted model, not a curated record.
AUGUCUCUGCAAAAGCUAACUGAAAAUACAAAUUCAGGUUAUGUUAGCUCUGAAGAAACCGACUCACUGCUUGUAUCCAAUACGCCAAAAUGUAAAUCUUCUGUUUUACGUCACAUAAAAAUGAGCUCAGUAAAUGGACCAACAUCGAACAUGGCUUCCUCAUCGUCUGGAAAGCCUGCAUUGAUACGUCAGGAUCGUACGUCAACUUAUCUAACGAGCCCGCAGCUUUCCCAGCAAACUCGUCUCGGAUCGGAAGAAAGUGUACGCGGGGGUGGUGGCGAUGAUGACAUUGAACAGGGCCUGCGACCAGCAAAUGUUCCUGAUAUUGAGGUGCAUGAAGAGGAUCAGACGAACCGACCGCCGAGUCAAAAUAAAUUAGAGUCAAACCACUUAAAACAGCAGAAAGCUCAGUCGCAAUUACAUUCGCGAACACAGUUGCAACAACAACAUUCUCAACCGACCAUAUCAAUAACGAAUUUGAAUACGUAUCAAGCGUCGCAAGAGUUUGCGCAUCCGCAAAGUAAUCCGAAUUUGGGAACAUCAUCAUAUCAGAAUAUCUCAUGUGGCAUAACAUCGGGAGCCCAGAGUCGCUGUCGUGCUUGUCGAAACUGCAGCCGACGAGCAUCAACCACGCCUAUUUCGACAACGGCCAGUGUCGGCAUGGACCGCUCAACAUCGAAAGACAGUGUUAAAAGUGCCUUUCAGCAGGGUAACCUGUGCCUAUCUAGUUCUGCGAUGCAACAACACGCACCGCCAUCUCUUCUCGUUACUUCUUCGCCUACGAAUGGCUCACGCAUAAUUCGGCAAAGCUCUCAGCCAGAGUCCAGUACCACUGCCAUUUGUUGUGGGGCACAUAGUUCGUGCGGUCAUUCGCACACAGUUCCCAAUGUUUCGCUAAAGGUGCUGCGGGACAGUGCUACGGACGGAAUUGCUGGCAUAGCAGCUGAUUCGCUACGCAUUAAUGGCGGAAUGCGACCGUUUAAGCAGAUGUUUGAGAUCUUUCGUGUACCAAGGAUUCUUACAUUUCCUACUCUUAAAAACUGGAACGUGUCUAGAACAAGGAUCAUCUUAAAGCACUCAGCAACUUCAUUUUUACCGAAAUUCAUAUUCCAGUCAAUUUCUCGUAAAGCGGCAUCUAAUAUCUGAAAAUCAGAUCCGGAAAAAUUGAAGGAAGUUUUAGCAGUCUGAGGACAGGCUUCAAAAAAUUCAACAAAUUCAAAAUCUAGCACUAAAGGUAGAAUAUAAGAAACGCAAAUAUAAAGAAAACCGAGCGCACCUUUAAUUCGCACACAUAGUUGGUCAAGAAAAGUAUCGUUCUCCUUUAACGGAAUAAGCGAAGCCCGACGACUCCUACUACAACCAGCUUUAACCGCAUCUCCGUCUUUACGGAAAAUUGCGUAAAAGUUCGGAUCGAAGAACUCAGCAUCGUAGAAAUUUUAGUUGAGCCAAGUCUCAGUUACAAAAAAACAUCGCAUUCACAAUAUGUGAGCUCACCAUUCUUCUUAGUCCCGAAGUGUUUUUAUAAUAAAUUUGUAUGAGUUUAUUAGGACAGGAACAAACAGCUAAUUCUGUGGCGGUUACAUCAACCGGCCAAAUCUCAGGCAGUUUCUCAUAACUAUGUGCACUAACGCCCAGCUUAAAGUUUAUAUACCUAAAAGAAUGAGCAUUCGUCUCUUUUUUGACGAGUUUAUAGCAAAAGAUGUGCUUCUUCCGUAUGCCUGUAUAUUUCUCCACGUAUCCAGUAAUAUUAUCAGUCGGUGAGAAGGAAGAAAAAUUUAGCCACUUAAAGCCUGCAGCUACCUCAACCUCAUGGCUCUCACCCGUUCCCACUACACGCGUUUGCUUUCGAUUUCGCAUACUCAAAAACAAUCCAAGCAGAAUCAACGGGAACCGGCGAAGAGUUCAAUUGGUGCGAAGUAAAAAACGGCAAUGGAAAAUUAUUGUGUGCUACAUAAUGUGACCAACUAUUUCAUAGCUCAAAGAAGUACAGCUUAGGUUGGGUUAAG